This is a messenger RNA of Penicillium atrosanguineum, 1464 nucleotides long. RefSeq names its product heme-dependent oxidative N-demethylase family protein. The coding region runs from base 1 to 1464 and encodes 487 amino acids. The transcript has 3 exons. Lineage: Eukaryota; Fungi; Ascomycota; Eurotiomycetes; Eurotiales; Aspergillaceae. The record is from RefSeq and is a predicted model, not a curated record.
AUGAGCACCGAGAGCGCCUGGCGAAUAGGCCUGUUCCUCAUAGCAGCCACCGCCGUCUACACAUUCCUAUGCAGAGUGACCGGCAAAUCCCUCUUCAACAGAAUAUCCUCACGCGGCCGCAAAGACUCAACAGCAAAAACCCCGCCGCGAUCAUUCUCACCAGACACAAAAGAACCCAAAAGCGCUACCUCGCCUCCAACUUAUAACCAUGUCCUUCCACCGUUGCGUAGGGAAUCGCUGCUCCAGUUGAAAGGAGCUGCUAUACCCUGGUGCGAGGUGGAUGAGGUCGACAUGCAGAAGAACAUGUUGCCGAUGACUGCAAACUAUAGAACCAGCUCUGGAAAGCUGUACACCCCGACUGGAUUCUCGGUAGAUGAUAUCAGAAGCCUUGGAGACUUCCCGAACUAUGCAGCACUCAGUGGAGUGCCCCUGCCGAGUGCGUAUCCUGAGCAUGAUAUCAACAAGGCUAUGCCUCGUCCCUAUCGACCUUUCCGAUGGGCGUAUCAUCAGACCAUGUCAUUGACCCGAAUGGAAACGGAUUGGUGGAUCGAGCUCGAAAGUACAUACAAGAGUCGCAUUGCUCAGAGGAAAGAGCUAUACACCAAAUAUGGCAAAGCCGUCCUCGACGCAAUGCCCGGGUCCGAGCUGGCAUGCAAGGAGCUUAUGGAGAUGGUCUUGCAGUAUAUCUGCACUCGAUAUCCACAGCAUUUCACCUUGGUGGAUAAGCGCAUUUUGAGGAACCAUAUCCUCGGCACGGAGCUUGAUGUUAAAGCCAAGCCUCCGUUAGAGAUUCUCCUUGAGAACGUCCCUGAGGAUUUUGCGAUUAUGCUGCGGGAUGACGAGACAGGGUUCUAUUUCCUUCGCGCGGCGGUGAUCUGCUCUGCUCUCGGGUGGAAUGUUGCUUCCAAGAUUGGCAAACGACUGGAUCAGAUUCAUGAUCCGAUUCCGGAUUACAAGGAGAAGAUGCAGUUCUCGAUGGAUCGAUUCUUCACGAAGAUGCCGACUGAAAAGCCUAUUCAGCGUGGAUCUUGGGGUCUUGAGGUAGGCGAGCUGCUAUACAUGCCUCCAGGCGACCCCCAUGCAUCACAACGACUUUGUCAAGAUCAUAAUCUCGGUAUUGAGGAUUGCUCAUUGCGCGUAGACUGGCAGACUCUUCGUCGCCUACCCCUUUCAGCAUCUAUCAUCUUCAACUUCAAGGCGAUUUUCACACCAGUCACUGAAUUUCGUGACGAGCCUGGUGUUCCUGCACUGCUUACGAAGCUCUUGAAAGAAGGCAAGCGGAGUUUAAUGCAGUACAAGGGGACAUGGCAUGUUGAGCAUGUUGUCCUUCCCAAGAUGGAGGAGUGGGCGAAAGAACAAGAGGAGAACAAUGUGGUUCCGAAUGAUUGGGAAGUAGCUACUCUGGACGAAAGUCCGUGGUUUAGAGGCUGGGAAGAGAAGUGGCAUCGCCGACAGGGGUUCUAG